UUCACUUCAGACCUUCCACCUUCUCCUCCGGUUCGAACGCGCCAGACACGAUACCGUUACACCACUUCCGCUUUAUAUUUCCUCUUCCAGAAAACACAGAGACGCCGCGGACGCACACGCAGUGCUCGUGGCUGGAGGGCUUGCGCUCUGGCACCGGUACCGGAAUAGCGCUAGAAGCCAGAAAAAAGCGCUGAAGUUUGGCGCGUCGUGCGCGCUGUGACAUGGAGAGGUAGAGCAGAACGCGGCGCUGACACGCAACUUUUAAAUGCAGCCCUGACUUUUUUGGGAGGGAUUUUUUUUCUCUGCCAGGACAGUGUUCAGUUUCUCCUUGAUUUGGGUGGUAAACUAUAAUCGAAGCACUGCUGGGUGAAUUUCAGAAGGACUUGAGAUCGUGAAGCGCGCCGCGGUGCGCAUGGCCCGUGACAGAGGAUACGAGCGCUCGCGUUAUGUCCGGUAAUGGAACAGCAAUGAGAGCGGACUUUUCCCUGGAAUAAACGCAAGCGCCGGGCCAACAGAAUGCGGGAGCGGGAUUUACAGAGUGUGUGUGCGUGGCUGCUGCUGCUCACCCUGGCCCUGCUGUCUCUCUGGGGGCGUCUGGCUCUGGCUUCCUCACACCGCAACCAUAUAGUGCAUGUGAAGGCUGGGACGUGUGAAGUAAUCGCGGCCCAUCGCUGCUGUAAUAAAAACAAGAUUGAAGAGAGAUCUCAGACUGUCAAGUGCUCCUGCCUUCCUGGACAGGUCGCCGGGACAACCAGAGCUGCUCCAUCCUGCGUUGACGCAUCUAUAGUAGCCCAGAAAUGGUGGUGUCAGAUGCAACCUUGUCUGGAUGGAGAGGAGUGUAAAGUUCUACCAGAUCUCACAGGUUGGAGCUGCAGUACUGGCAACAAGGUUAAAACAACAAAGGUAACUCGGUAGUGGCAUGCUUCAGUCAAAGAAGUGGAUGUAGAUGAAUAGGAAACGGAAGGACUUCACCGAUGUUAAAAUAAUGCGGGAACCAAAGCAGCAAGGUCUCGUGUUCCACUCCAUUCAUACCAAUGAGGACCAUCACUCUACUCAUCCUCCAUACUUGUAAUUUGCUGUCCUGAGCUUUUGCUGGAAAUCUCGUCAGCUCAAAUACAGGGCUGAAAGACUGUCUGCUCACUGGAAUUCUCCAUGCAUCUGGAUUAUAUCUUAUGGUAGAAGGCUAAUCGCAGAGACAAUACACUGCUAAUGUCAGAACUUGUUUAAUUUGUUCAGUUUCUUCUUCCCCCAGCUGCUUAGACAUUCAGUUGUGUUAUGGUUUUCUUUCUUCUGUCUAUCGAAGCUUCCUGUAACCUCACAUUUUGAACCUGAAAUGAAAAGUGACAUUUUUUGCUUUCCCUUCCAAAAUCUUGUUUUCUUUCUCAGCAUCUUAACUUCAGAAAAUUAGAGCUGCAGUUAUGGACUUACUGACCAUCUGUAGAUUAUUUUGUUCCUUUUCUAAUAAAGAAAUAAUAAGUAAACUUUUUGACGCAAAAGACAAAUACAACAGUAGAUGUUAUGGUAUAAAUCUGUAAAAGUGUAAAAGAUUACAAGUAUCAGAUUCUUAGAACCAGAAGAAAUGAAAAUAAUUCCUCUAACAGUUUUAAUAUUGAUGUU
Tachysurus vachellii is the source of this 1617-nucleotide messenger RNA. It is a transcript of the gene tafa3b, whose product is annotated as TAFA chemokine like family member 3b. Lineage: Eukaryota; Metazoa; Chordata; Actinopteri; Siluriformes; Bagridae. Bases 517 to 915 code for a protein of 132 amino acids. Gene Ontology annotation, molecular function: receptor ligand activity. The transcript is spliced from 5 exons. The record is from RefSeq and is a predicted model, not a curated record.